CAUCCGCACGUCUUUGACAGUGUUGUACGUUCUGCCAAUAUGUUCAAAUUCAUCUUAGUGACUGUUUUUCUGACGACUUCGGUUUUGGGUGCCCCCCCGGCCGCUGUUAGAAAUGACGAAGACUUAGAUGGAAGGAUCGUUGGUGGAACUGCGACCACCAUCCAGGCCCACCCAUACAUCGUCUCCCUGCAAGCACCGAACCACAUCUGCGGAGGUGCCAUUCUUUCUUCGACCUGGAUCCUUACCGCCGCCCAUUGCCUUGGUAGGCCGGUUAACGUGUAUUCCAUCCGUGCUGGAUCGACCGUUCGCAAUUCCGGGGGACAGGUGAUUGACGCCCGCAGGCUCAUCAUCCAUGCAAGUUACAACUCUCGCACGAUUGAUUUCGACAUCGCCCUUGUCCAACUCGCCAGCCCCAUCACCAUCGCCGUAGCACGUGCUAUCACCAUGGCAGCCCAAGGUGGCGCCCCAGCAGCCGGACUGACUGCCACAAUCACCGGAUGGGGAGCCCUCUCGGAAAACGGACCAUCAGCAACUACCCUUCAGGUCGUCCAGGUCCCCAUCAUCAGCCAGGCCAAUUGUCGGGCUGCUUAUGGGCAGAGCGCCAUAACCGACAGGAUGUUCUGUGCUGGACUUUUGGGAGUCGGCGGGAGGGAUGCUUGUCAAGGCGACUCUGGCGGCCCUCUGAUUGCCAAUGGAGUUCUUACUGGUAUUGUGUCGUGGGGGGCCGGAUGCGCACGUCCAAACAGCCCCGGGGUCUACGCCAGUGUUCCCAAUUUGAGAGCUUGGAUUAGGACCAACAGUGAACAAGAUUAUGUCAAUAAUGGGCCGAUAAAAUCAACUUACGUUCUUGAAAUUGCGUAUAUAAAUGCUUACCAUCCGCACGUCUUUGACAGUGUUGUACGUUCUGCCAAUAUGUUCAAAUUCAUCUUAGUGGCUGCUUUUCUGACGACUUCGGUUUUGGGUGCCCCCCCGGCCGCUGUUAGAAAUGACGAAGACUUAGAUGGAAGGAUCGUUGGUGGAACUGCGACCACCAUCCAGGCCCACCCAUACAUCGUCUCCCUGCAAGCACCGAACCACAUCUGCGGAGGUGCCAUUCUUUCUUCGACCUGGAUCCUUACCGCCGCCCAUUGCCUUGGUAGGCCGGUUAACGUGUAUUCCAUCCGUGCUGGAUCGACCGUUCGCAAUUCCGGGGGACAGGUGAUUGACGCCCGCAGGCUCAUCAUCCAUGCAAGUUACAACUCUCGCACGAUUGAUUUCGACAUCGCCCUUGUCCAACUCGCCAGCCCCAUCACCAUCGCCGUAGCACGUGCUAUCACCAUGGCAGCCCAAGGUGGCGCCCCAGCAGCCGGACUGACUGCCACAAUCACCGGAUGGGGAGCCCUCUCGGAAAACGGACCAUCAGCAACUACCCUUCAGGUCGUCCAGGUCCCCAUCAUCAGCCAGGCCAAUUGUCGGGCUGCUUAUGGGCAGAGCGCCAUAACCGACAGGAUGUUCUGUGCUGGACUUUUGGGAGUCGGCGGGAGGGAUGCUUGUCAAGGCGACUCUGGCGGUCCUCUGCUUGCCAAUGGAGUUCUUACUGGUAUCGUCUCGUGGGGGGCCGGAUGCGCACGUCCAAACAGCCCCGGGGUCUACGCCAGUGUUCCCAAUCUGAGAGCUUGGAUUAGGACCAACAGUGGUA
Messenger RNA from Anoplophora glabripennis (Asian longhorned beetle), 1678 nucleotides. RefSeq names its product mannan-binding lectin serine protease 2-like. Lineage: Eukaryota; Metazoa; Arthropoda; Insecta; Coleoptera; Cerambycidae. The transcript has 4 exons. The record is from RefSeq and is a predicted model, not a curated record. The annotation marks the transcript as partial. Gene Ontology annotation, molecular function: serine-type endopeptidase activity. Gene Ontology annotation, biological process: proteolysis.